AUGGAGCAAAUGACAGCCAAAGCCCAAGGCGCCGCUGACACGGACGGCCUGCAGCAGAAGCGCGCAACCAUGGCAGCCUGGGAGCAAGCCGGAGUCGCCAGACUUCCUCCCAUAUCUAAAUCCAUCACCGAGACGUGGGUGGACAUUGCUCUGGCCUCCGGCUUCAUCUCCAAGACGCUCGUCAUGAGCCCCUCGCAACCAAGCCUGCCAGGUCCUCUGAUUGUGCUUUUCCACGGCGGCGGCUUCGCAGUCGGCUCGCCCGCCAUGGCCACCCGACCCGGCCGGGAGUUUGCAGAGAAGUUUGGCGCCACGGUGGUCGCGCCCACGUACAAGCUCCUACCGGAGAACGCGUGGCCGGCCGGGCCCGAGAGCGCGUGGGAGAUUCUAGCGUGGCUGGCUGAUAACGCGCAUGGUGGCGGCGACGAGCGAUUCGCUGCUGAUCUGGACCGGGGGUCCGUGGUGGGCGGGUUCAGUGCUGGCGCGAGCAUCUCGACCAUCGCCGCGGGGGUCUCGCUGGACGUAGGCUUGUUGAGGCAUGGUCAAAAGAAGCUUGCCAAGCCUAUCACGGGCGUUUUUGCCAACUGUCCGAUGCUGCUGAGGGACGAAGAUAUGGUACCGGCGGAGUACCUCAAGCUGUGGACCUCGCGGGCAGACAACCGAGAUGCGCCGGGCUUGAACACGGAAGGUGUCGAGCUGAUCUGGCGUAUCAUGAGUCCGGAUUUCUCCUCGCCGUGGACGUCCCCCUUCAACUCUCUCGACUGCUUGAACGCAAAGGUUGGACUCAAGUACUAUAUACAGGUGGGCAACCAUGAUCCUCUGCGUGAUGACGGUAUCGUGUUCGAGAAGGCACUCGCGGCUCGGGGAGUUGAGACAAGGAUUGAUCUGUUUCCGGACGAUGGACAUCAAGCUUGGGUCGCAAUGCCGUUCGACUCGGUGAGCAAAGACCCAAGCUUAGAGGAGAUGACUAUGGAGGGAAUGAGGUGGUUGCUGGGCUUGGGGAAGUGA
Pyricularia grisea is the source of this 1005-nucleotide messenger RNA. RefSeq lists its product as uncharacterized. The record is from RefSeq and is a predicted model, not a curated record. The coding region runs from base 1 to 1005 and encodes 334 amino acids. The transcript has a single exon. Lineage: Eukaryota; Fungi; Ascomycota; Sordariomycetes; Magnaporthales; Pyriculariaceae. Gene Ontology annotation, molecular function: short-chain carboxylesterase activity.